AUGGAGGUGACAUUCGCACACGGGAGACAGUUUACAAACACAUUAAAGGAGCUCUGUCUUGUCAACGUUACUUUAAAUGAAACACUUAAUAUACAGCAGUGUGAUCAACUACAAGAACUGCAGUUGGACACGUUAACAUUUUCUGACGACUUCCGCCUGGACCUGUCCUCAUUCACGCACCUUUCUAAGGUAAUUCUUCAAAACCUCCGCCUCAGGCAUGUGACCAUCGCCCCGACCCAGCUGGAGAAGUUCUGGGUCUCUAUCAAGAAUAACAUACGAGAGAACAUACCGCCUAUGGAGGUGACAUUCGCACACGGGAGACAGUUUACAAACACAUUAAAGGAGCUCUGUCUUGACAACGUUACUUUAAAUGAAACACUUAAUAUACAGCAGUGUGAUAAACUACAAGAACUGCAUUUGGACACAAUAACAUUUUCUGACGACUUCCAUCUGGACCUGUUCUCAUUCACGCACCUUUCUAAGGUAGUUCUUCAAAACCUCCGCCUCAGGCAUGUGACCAUCGCCCCGACCCAGCUAGAGAAGUUCUGGGUCUCUAUCAAGGAUAACAUACGAGAGAACAUACCGCCUAUGGAGGUGACAUUCGCACACGGGAGACAGUUUACAAACACAUUAAAGAAGCUCAGUCUUGACAACGUUACUUUAAAUGAAACACUUAAUAUACAGCAGUGUGAUCAACUACAAGAACUAUGGCUGGACACGUUAACAUUUUCUGACGACUUCCGCCUGGACCUGUCCUCAUUCACGCACCUUUCUAAGGUAGUUCUUCAAAACCUCCGCCUCAGGCAUGUGACCAUCGCCCCGACCCAGCUGGAGACGUUCUGGGUCUCUAUCACGGAUAACAUACGAGAGAACAUACCGCCUAUGGAGGUGACAUUCGCACACGGGAGACAGUUUACAAACACAUUAAAGGAGCUCAGUCUUGACAACGUUACUUUAAAUGAAACACUUAAUAUACAGCAGUGUGAUCAACUACAAAAACUAUGGCUGGACACGUUAACAUUUUCUGACGACUUCCACCUGGACCUGUCCUCAUUCACGCACCUUUCUGAGGUAGUUCUUCAAAACCUCCGCCUCAGGCAUGUGACCAUCGCCCCGACCAAGCUGGAGAAGUUCUGUGUCUUUAUCAAGGAUAACAUACGAGAGAACAUACCGCCUAUGGAGGUGACAUUCGCACACGGGAGACAGUUUACAAACACAUUAAAGAAGCUCUGUCUUGUCAACGUUACUUUAAAUGAAACACUUAAUAUACAGCAGUGUGAUAAACUACAAGAACUAUGGCUGGACACGUUAACAUUUUCUGACUACUUCCGCCUGGACCUGUCCUCAUUCACGCACAUUUCUAAGAUAGUUCUUCAAAACCUCCGCCUCAGGCAUGUGACCAUCGCCCCGACACAGCUGGAGAAGUUCUGGGUCUCAAUCAAGGAUAACAUACGAGAGAACAUACCGCCUAUGGAGGUAACAUUCGCACACGGGAGACAGUUUACAAACACAUUAAAGGAGCUCUGUCUUGACAACGUUACUUUAAAUGAAACACUUAAUAUACAGCAGUGUGAUCAACUACAAAAACUAUGGCUGGACACGUUAACAUUUUCUGACGACUUCCACCUGGACCUGUCCUCAUUCACGCACCUUUCUGAGGUAGUUCUUCAAAACCUCCGCCUCAGGCAUGUGACCAUCGCCCCGACCCAGCUGGAGAAGUUCUGUGUCAUUAUCAAGGAUAACAUACGAGAGAACAUACCGCCUAUGGAGGUGACAUUCGCACACGGGAGACAGUUUUCAAACACAUUAAAGAAGCUCAGUCUUGACAACGUUACUUUAAAUGAAACACUUAAUAUACAGCAGUGUGAUAAACUACAAGAACUAUGGCUGGACACGUUAACAUUUUCUGACGACUUCCGCCUGGACCUGUCCUCAUUCACGCACCUUUCUAAUGUAGUACUUCAACACCUCAAACCAAGGCAGGUGACCAUAGACCCGACCCAGCUGGAGCAGUUCUGGGUCUCAAUCUAUGCUAACAUGCGAGGGAACAUACCGCUUAUGGAGGUGACAUUCGCAGAAGGGAGACAGUUUACAAACACAUUAAAGGAGCUCUGUCUUGACAACGUUACUUUAAAUGAAACACUUAAUAUACAGCAGUGUGAUAAACUACAACAACUAUGGCUGGACACGUUAACAUUUUCUGACGACUUCCGCCUGGACCUGUCCUCAUUCACGCACCUUUCUAAUGUAGUACUUCAACACAUCAAACUAAGGCAGGUGACCAUAGACCCGACCCAGCUGGAGCAGUUCUGGGUCUCAAUCUAUGCUAACAUGCGAGAGAACAUACCGCUUAUGGAGGUGACAUUCGCAGAAGGGAGACAGUUUACAAACAGACUACGAGUGCUCAGCCUUGACAACGUUACUUUAAAUGAAACACUUAAUAUACAGCAAUGUGAUAAACUACAAAAACUACAGUUAAACACAUUAACAUUUUCUGACAACUUUCACCUGGACUUGUCGUCCUUUACGGCACUCACUAUGCUAUCACUGACUAACCACCGCCACCAGCAUGAGACUUUUCUCACGGUCCCGCGGAAGGAGUUCUGGGUCUCCAUCAAGAAAUACAUGCGAGAGAAUAUACCGCCCACGGAAGUGAUAUUCACACAAAAGGGCCACUUCACAAACAAACUUCGAGAGCUCCGUCUAUACAACGCUACUUUAAAUGAGAACCUUAAUAUUCAGCAGUGCGAUAAACUACAGCAACUACGAUUGGGCAAAUUAUUAUAUCCUGAGGACGGCAACCAGGACCUUUCCUUCUCCUGUACGGACCUCACUGUGGUAACACUACAGAACCUCAGCCUCCAUCAUUUGAUCAUCGUCCCGACCCAGCUCGAGAAAUCAUGGGUGCUUGUCAGCAAUAACCUUUCGAAGAUGAUACCGCACAUUCAAGAAGCAUUACAGAGCGACGGACAAAUUACAAAUAUAUCUCAAAUAUAUCGCUCGGAGGGAUUCGCGUAUAUUAGCUAAGUUAUUCAAAUGAACACAAGUUUGUUACUACAUAAGUUGACUCUCAGUUUUAUUUGAAACGUGUUGAAAUUGGAAAAGUAGGAGAGUUAUUUAAAAUGUUAGAUUGUACGAGGGGUGAUAGGGAAGUUCGUAGCCUGUUCGUAUAACUUUAUUAUUAUUUUUUAUAACCGUGCAGUUGAGAUACAAAAACAUUUUGUAUUUUUUGCUGAAUUAUCAGUGUCCAUAGAAACGCGCACCCGGAGCACGUAAAAGUUUUGCACUUUUAAACAUUUAUUAAAUUUAUUACUACCGCAUUUGAAUGCGUUUUCUUUUACGUACGACUGCGCGAAAUCGUCUGCUGUCCAACGUUUAUGAUGUCAGUUCCUGAAAUUGUGACGUUUGUUAUUGUUUCCUUUUGAAAGAAAUGCUUAUUUUAACGGCGUUGUCACUUACCAUAUUUUCAAAACCAUGACGUCAACGGGCGACGUCGUGUUAAGAGCAGCCAUUAAAUUUUGCGUGGGUUUAGACAAGAAACAAAGUGAAAGAUUGAAGAUGUUACAUUCCUAAUACGACCAAUAAAUGCAGUAGGGCGCUUGUCUUUAAGUGGCACCGACGGUUUCGGUAAGGAAGGUGCUCUAUAGAAGACGAUCAACGAUGUGGCCGGCCGUCUAAGCGGAAAUAUUCGAUUUCAGAUUAACUGAAAGAUAUGGUGUACAGUGACAGGCGACACACUUGGAGAAGAGUUAGCUUCUGAACUAGAUAUAAACUGAAAGAUAUGGUGUACAGUGACAGGCGACACACUUGGAGAAGAGUUAGCUUCUGAACUAGAUAUUUCCACUUCUACAGUGCAUGAAAUUUUGAACACAGAAUUAGGCAUGUUUAAAGUGUGCGCGCGCUGGGCGCUGAGACUCCUUCAAGAUCACGAGCGGGCAACAAGGGUUUACUGUUCGCAAGAGUUCGUCCGCCCGUAUGAGCAUGAAGGCGAAGAAUUUCUCGACCGCAUAGUUACAAACCGACGAAAUUUGGUUAUGGCACUUCGACCCGAAGACGAAAGCCCAGUCAUGUAUAUGGAAAACCCCGGGGACCCCUCCCCAUGCUCCUAUUGCACCAGAUUCCCGAUGGCCAGACAGGGACCGCUAGUUAUUAUUUGAAGAUUCUCAGGCGUGACUUGAUGCAUUCAUUGAAGAAGAAACCCCCCAAUCUCGACCCCGAGCGCAUAAUAUUCUAACACUCAAGGACACAGAGCUGACUCAACCCUCCUUGAAAUCAACUUGCUUGGUUUAGAAAUUCUUCAGCAUCCACCCUACAGCCCCCAUGGAUUUCAGAGUUUUCCCGGAAACUAUGGCAGCGCUACGAGGCGUGCGGUUUGAUGACGCCAGUGAGCUUCGUAUGUAUACGCAAAAUGUUGUUUCGUCAUACGACAGUGAAUGGUUCAGCUAUACCUACACUAUAUGGUUACAGAGACAUAGAAAAUGCAUUCAAAUCCGCGUUGAUUACGUUGAAAAAAAUGUGACUGAAUCUUUGACGUUAUCAUGACGUCGCUUGUUGUACUCUGGCGUGCUCCGGGUACGCCGUACAGUGUUAUUGUUAUUUACUGUAACUUUUUUAUUUUUCUAUGUAUUAACCUUAUAUUUAUACAUCGUGGACACAAUAUACAUUAACCUUUAAAUUAUAUAUUCUUUCCAAGUAUAUAGUAAUUUAUUUUAUUUUUCGAGCAAUAGUCUACGAACUUCCCGAUCACCCUCGUAUACUAUAGAUAUUGCUAAUAGUACGUUUCAAUCUUGUAAAAUGUUUUAGUUCAUUUUUUUUAAUAUAACAUGUAUUCAGAAAUUGUACAAAGACACAUGUUAAAAACCACUGAACAUUUAUGCCAAGAUAUGUUAAUAUAGUUAAAUAAACUCGCUGUAUUUGUAUAUAGAGCUUUUAAAGAUGCACUCUUACUCCCGAACAAGAUGUACCACAAUUAAUGCAAUAGUUUUAAUUUACCCAAAAGUAUUGAUAAAUAUCGACAACAAUGGUUCUUAUGAAGGAUGCUGUGUUUAAUUUGAAAGAAAGGUGCAGAAAACACGGUAUUUCUACCAUUUGAGAUGAUAGUUGAUCACUGUAAAUCAUUUAGCACUCACCAAUCAUUUAAUAUUUGUGCGUUUUCAGCUAUUUAAUACACGGUUACAAUCACAUUAUCAGUAAUUAAUAUUUUCCACAAAUGCAUUAUUUAAUAAGUAUUUAAAGGUUUAACACUCAAAUUUUAUGUUUGUUGGACAUGUGUAUGUAACACUGGAGUUUCACUUUAAUUAGAAAACAAUUUACUAUGUCGCUUAAAACAUGUUUGUGGACUGUAUUUUUCUCAGAAUUUACAAAACUGGUUACAAUGUUAAAUAUAUCCCAAAUCUAAAGAGGUCAUGCAUGUGUUUGGAAAAAAUAACACAAUAACUAUUGACAUAUUAUAGUCUGUUUUACAUAGAUGUAUUUUGUUUAGAACCUAAUCGAUUGAUAUUUUAAUUUCAAUAUGCCAUAAUUUGUGCUCAAAUGCUGUACACACCAGGUGAUGCUGUAUGCUCUUUCAUUACAUGUACUCUGAGAUCGCCAUGUAUUUGUGAGGAUGUAUUAUUUCUAGUCAAUGAUCAAGGGCCAUUUUAACCCAUUUCAAUGUAUUAAUUAGGUUGAAUAUUUGAACUGGAAGACAAUUCUGUUUUAUUUAUGUUCUGUUGAUAAUCUUACAUAUGCAUGUAUUACAUUAAAGUUUUGUGUACACACUAUUUACAGUUGCCAUAAAGAGUAAUAGAAGUUAUCGCUCUUUAAGAUGUAUGUUAAGUUUGUAUUUUAAGAUACAUUCAAUGAACUAUAAUUGUAAAAUAUGUUGAGACCAGUUUUGCAUUUCAUGAAAUUAAUAUAGAGUGUUGUAUAUUAUACAAUUCAUUAUGAGAAUAUGUUUAAUAUGUUAACAUUAUCUGCAAUAAAGAUAUGAAAUAUC
Mya arenaria is the source of this 5977-nucleotide messenger RNA. RefSeq lists its product as uncharacterized. The record is from RefSeq and is a predicted model, not a curated record. Lineage: Eukaryota; Metazoa; Mollusca; Bivalvia; Myida; Myidae. Gene Ontology annotation, cellular component: plasma membrane. Bases 1 to 3027 code for a protein of 1008 amino acids. The transcript has 2 exons.